Athene cunicularia (burrowing owl) is the source of this 1544-nucleotide messenger RNA. Its product is annotated as ovalbumin-like. Gene Ontology annotation, molecular function: serine-type endopeptidase inhibitor activity. The coding region runs from base 266 to 1423 and encodes 385 amino acids. Lineage: Eukaryota; Metazoa; Chordata; Aves; Strigiformes; Strigidae. The record is from RefSeq and is a predicted model, not a curated record. Gene Ontology annotation, biological process: negative regulation of endopeptidase activity. The transcript is spliced from 8 exons.
UGGUGGAAAACACUUUGUUAUACAGAAUAAAAAACUAAUAUUUGCUCUUCCUUCAAUCAAAACCGGAUCCGCUGAAACUAAAAUCUGACCUAAUCUCAUUAAAUUAUUUUUAUGGUGUCAAAGGUCAAACUUCUGAAGGGCAGCAGUGGGUAGUUCACAAUUCAGACCGUAUAAAUUCCCAGGGGCUGAGCCAGUCUGUCUACAUACAGCUGGAAAGCUGUAUUGCCCUUGGUGCUGAAGCUCGAACGACAAUACUGGUUUCACAAUGGGCUCCAUCAGUACAGCAAGCACGGAGUUUUGUUUUGAUGUAUUCAAGGAGCUGAAAGUCCAGCAUGUCAACGAGAACAUCUUCUACUCCCCAUUGAGCAUCAUUUCAGCUCUGUCCAUGGUCUACCUAGGUGCAAGAGAAAACACCAGGGCUCAGAUAGAAAAGGUUGUCCACUUCGAUAAAAUCACAGGAUUUGGAGAGUCUAUUGAAUCUCAGUGCGGCACAUCUGUAAGCGUCCACACCUCACUUAAAGACAUGCUCAUCCAAAUCAGCAAACCAAGUGACAAUUACUCACUCAGCUUUGCCAGUAAACUUUAUGCUGAAGAGACAUACCCAAUCCUACCGGAAUACUUACAAUGUGUGAAGGAACUCUAUAAAGGAGGCUUGGAAAGCAUCAACUUUCAAACAGCUGCAGAUCAAGCCAGACAACUCAUCAAUUCCUGGGUUGAAAGUCAGACAAAUGGAAUGAUCAAAGAUAUACUUCAGCCGAGCUCUGUGGAUCCCCAGACUGAAAUGGUCCUUGUCAAUGCCAUUUACUUCAAAGGAAUCUGGGAAAAAGCAUUUAAGGAUGAAGACACCCAGGAAGUGCCUUUCAGAAUAACUGAGCAAGAAAGCAAACCUGUGCAGAUGAUGUAUCAGAUUGGUUCAUUCAAAGUGGCAGUGAUAGCUUCUGAGAAAAUUAAGAUCCUGGAACUUCCAUAUGCCAGUGGGGAGCUGAGCAUGUUAAUCGUGUUGCCUGAUGAUGUCUCUGGCUUGGAGCAGCUUGAGACGGCAAUCACCUUUGAAAAACUCAUUGAGUGGACCAGUCCUAGUAUAAUGGAAGAGAGGAAAACUAAAGUGUACCUCCCCCGCAUGAAGAUAGAGGAAAAAUAUAACCUCACAUCUGUUUUAAUGGCCCUGGGUAUGACCGACCUGUUCAGCCCUUCAGCCAAUCUGUCUGGCAUCUCUUCAGCGGAGAGCCUGAAGAUGUCUGAAGCCAUCCAUGAGGCAUUUGUGGAAAUCUAUGAAGCAGGCAGUGAGGUGGUAGGCUCAGCAGAAGCUGGGAUGGAGGCUACAAGCGUCUCAGAGUUUAGGGUUGAUCACCCUUUCCUCUUCCUGAUCAAGCACAACCCAGCCAACAUCAUCCUCUUCUUUGGUAGAUGUGUCUCCCCUUAAAGAGAAGAAAGCUGAAAGAAUUUCUGUCCCUCACAGCAAGACCCAGAGCACUGUAGUAUCAGGGGUAAAAAGAAAUGCAUACUCUCUCUUUCAUCCAUAAUUUCUAAAACCAGAAAGCUUU